Messenger RNA from Parnassius mnemosyne (clouded apollo), 2727 nucleotides. The record is from the annotation of a GenBank genome assembly. NCBI's taxonomy places the organism in Eukaryota, Metazoa, Arthropoda, Insecta, Lepidoptera, Papilionidae.
AUGCCAUUCGACUUUCUGUGUUGUGUUAGGCCUGGAGUAGAAGACGUCGUGGAAUUGGAUUAUUCUCACCAGUCUUUAACAGAUGUUCCAACAGAUGUGUUCGUGUAUGAAAGAACUCUGGAAACUCUAUAUUGCCAAAGUAAUCGAAUAACCGAGUUACCCCGCCAGCUUUUUAUGUGCCAUGGGUUGAAAUAUUUAGAUCUUUGUGACAAUGAGUUACAGACAAUUCCUACAGCGAUAUCUUCUUUAGUGAAUUUACUACAUUUAAAUAUCAGCAGAAACUCUCUAGCAUCAAUCCCCGAUAGCAUGAAAGCAUUGAAAUAUUUAAUGUUUUUAGAUCUUAGUGUUAAUCCCUUGGAAAAGCUUCCUGAUGCCAUAACAAAUCUUAUAGCCUUGAAAGAAUUGUAUCUAAAUGACACAUAUCUAGAAUAUCUUCCAGGAAAUUUUGGCCGAUUAGCAAAUCUUAACAUACUUGAAUUAAGAGACAAUUAUCUUAUGAUUUUACCAAAAUCUCUGUCUCGUUCUACGGAGCUUUUACGAUUAGAUAUAGGUCAAAAUGAGUUUCAACAGUUUCCGGAGGUAAUUGGAAGAUUUCUAAAGUUAAAGGAGCUAUGGAUUGACAGUAACAGUUUUACCAAUAUACCAGCUGUUAUUAAGCCUUUAGAGAAUUUAAUUCACUUAGAAGCUAGUAAUAAUAUGAUAGAAGAGCUAGCACCUGAAAUUGGAUACUGCACACAGUUAGUAGAUUUAAGUUUGUCCAUUAAUAGUUUAACACAACUACCUGAUAGUAUUGGGCAACUAUGUAAUUUGACAUCAUUGAAAUUAGAUAACAAUAGAUUGUAUUCUUUGCCAGAUAGUAUCGGACAAUUAAAAAAUUUAGAAGAAUUAAUGCUUAUGUGUAAUUAUUUAGACAAAAUACCAUCGUCAAUUGGCCUUUUAAGAAAGCUGCAAUAUCUUAAUAUUGAUGACAAUAUGUUAAAAACAAUUCCUCCAGAAAUUGGAAGUUGUACAAAACUCUCCGUGUUAUCACUUCGUGCAAAUAAAUUAACGAAAAUUCCUCCAGAAAUUGGCCAUUUGUCUUCAUUAAGAGUCCUAAAUUUAGUAAGAAAUUCUCUAAAUUGUCUUCCUCAGUCCUUAUUAAAUUGUGAUAAUUUAGUAGCUCUUUGGCUCUCUGAAAAUCAAAGCAAACCUUUAGUGCCUAUGCAUUCAGAAGUAGAUCCUCAUACUUAUGAACAAGUCCUUACUUGUUUUCUAUUCCCCCAAGUGCCUUUAACACCUAUUGAAAUAAAAAAUAAACAUGAAAAGACAGAUAAUACAGAGGCACAGUCUACUGCCCGUCAUAUUAGUUUUGUAGAUAUGAAGACUACAGCCAAGGUCCCUGAAAAACCAGGACAAUUGCGCAGAGCUCCUACCCCAUAUCCUAAGGAGUUAAGAGCCAUGGCGAAACAUGUGAGAAAUAUUCAUAAAGAUGGAACUCAAGAUAUAUCACCACCUAUGCAGAAUUCUGUUCAUAUAAAAGCAGCAAAAAUAACUCCUACUUUACAGCAGAGAUUUGCAUCAGAUAACAAAAAAGAGUCAGAUGAUACUAAUGCAGAAAAUGAUGGAACUAUUCAAGAUCCUUUAAAAAUGGCAGUUUAUGACAACAUUCCCCCUGAGAAUGCUUAUGAUAAACCGUUGGACCUAACAUAUGAACAAGAUAAAACUUAUAAAAGUGUAGAUCAUUCACUAUAUGUUGAAAAUAAUGGUGCCACAAAUAAUGAAUAUAAAAGUGAAAAUAUGGAACCAUAUAUUGACCUACAAAAACAUUACAACAUUAAACACAAUGAAAGAUAUCAAAGACAUAAUAUAGAGAAAUCAAAUGCUUAUGCAAGUCAUUUAGACCCAAAAAAUUAUCAUCAAGUAAAUGAAAUUAGGUAUAGAAAUAAUACAGAUGAAGCUCAAAAUCAUUUACAAAGACUUAGUCUCAGUUCCCAAGACAGAAUUAUAAAUGAAGAAAAUGUGAUGACACCUCAUUAUAAUGAAAGUCCUUAUAACUCACGAACAGUGGCUGAAAAUGUUCCUGCAUUUGAGCCUUCAUAUAAUAUAAAAGAUCAUGCUAAGUGCCACAAUGUUACAGCAAACAAUUAUCACGACAACAUUUAUGAUCGUGAUUUUUCUUACGGCAAGGAAAAAAAUUAUGGUCAACAUAAUUAUAAUGUUUAUGGUCACCACAGCCACGGGGGUCAUGAUCUGUCAAAUACCGGAGUGCAUACUGUAAGUCAAGUAGUAAGUUCUACAACAAUGCCCAAUUUAAGUAAUUAUAACAAUAUGUUUGUUCCACCUAUGGGUGAUGGUCAUCAUUUCUCUAGACCAUUACAUCAAACACAAACUCCAAAUGCCAAUGUAUAUGGGAUUUCAACAUCGAGCCCUACAUACAUCUCAUCUCAGUCACCAGAGUUAUACUCCCCUACAGGCCAUACAAAUGCAACAAAUCCAUACAGAAUGACCAAUACACCUUUAGUUACUGAUGAUGGCAGCUUUAGUCUUGUACAGUGUUCUGCAAGUCAGAACAUGUAUGAUUUAUAUGAUGCUAUACCAGCUUCAUCUCAUUCACCUAGUGUAGUUAGUCAUCGUCAGAGUCCAAGUUGUGUAUCUGAAACAGUAUAUAUGAGAGGACAACCACCACCAUAUCAUAUUGCAGCACCUUACACUAAACAUGCCCAAUAUUUCAACGGCACUGGUGGAUAG